Phytophthora nicotianae INRA-310 is the source of this 3330-nucleotide messenger RNA. RefSeq lists its product as hypothetical. The transcript has 4 exons. Gene Ontology annotation, biological process: signal transduction. Gene Ontology annotation, molecular function: 3',5'-cyclic-nucleotide phosphodiesterase activity. NCBI's taxonomy places the organism in Eukaryota, Oomycota, Peronosporomycetes, Peronosporales, Peronosporaceae. Bases 1 to 2535 code for a protein of 844 amino acids. The record is from RefSeq and is a predicted model, not a curated record.
AUGGCUCGACGCAGCUCGCUGGGUGUGCCUGUAUCCACGUUGAUCUUCCCCCGAUCUGCAGCAGACCGAAGUGAGGCCAAUAAACUGACCAAGGCGAUGGAGGAAAAGUAUGGCUUCCACUACGUCACCAACUCGUUCACCCAAGAUCCACUCGUAGAGCUCGACUUCCAGGCCUACUACACCGAGACCAACCUGACCCCAGCGCUCUACGCAAGCCUAAUCUGCUGGCUCAUGUGGAUCACGCUCAGUACACCUGACUGGGUGGGCUACUAUGACGACGACCCGGACGUCCGAGCAGCCUCGGAGCUGCGACUCUGGAUCUCCGCCUUCAUCUACAUCCCCGUACCCACAGUAGUAGCGUGUUGCCGGUCGCGAUACUUCAUAGGUUAUGAGCAGACUUUGCUGUGUCUGAUCGCGCACUGCUUCGCUGCUGGUAUUUUGGGCCAAGGUCUCAUCAACGCGGACGACUAUACACGAGUUUUUCUUAAAGACCUCAAGUCUCUCUUCUCACUUGCGUUCAAUGAACCGCCUGAGACGGACUGGAGACAUUCCGAGGGCUCCCACACCUCCCCGAAUAAUGACACUAUUGUUUUGAACGGAUCUACGGAAUGGUGGAUCUAUCAGGACCUCGAGUCGUCAGGCCAUGACCUUGUGCUGACAUAUAUUAACCGAGUGGCGAUUCCUAUGGCACAUCUGAACAUGAACUUAUUGCGACCACUGGUGGUAUUGUUAGUGGCGCCUCUGUUCAAGCUUGACGCUUUCCAUUAUUUACUACUGGCGUUUGUAAUUAACGUGGAGUUCUGCAUCCUCGUCUCGCUUCAAUACCCUGCCUCAAGCUCGACUAUCUUCGUGGUCAACAAGUUCUUGUUGAUCUUCACUCUGGUCUGUGUAUCAGCAGUCCUAGUGGUCCGUGUCCGUCAAACCGAUCGCUUCUUGCGACUCAAUUUCCUGCAUGCUAAGAUCGUCGAGGAACGAGCGCGUGCGUCUCAUUUACAGAAAGAAAUUAUUCUCAACGAGAAUAAAAGUCUCAAGAAAAUGCUGGAAGAACGCGUAGGUGGGCAUGGGGAUGGCAGCCCGCCAUUGGACUUUGACUCGCCUAUGGCCAAAGUUUUACUGGAUCUCAAGGCCUUGCAACGCGCCACUGAAUUGUCACCGGAACUUCGUGAAAAUCUGGACGGGAUCGUGACUUUACUCAUGCGAAAAGGUCAAAAUCUCUUCGCGCCGGAUAUUCAUGAACAGCUCAAAAUGAAGCGCGAUGGAGACUUGGACGGCGACAUUAAGUCGUGGGCUACUACAGUUCUUGCUAACAAGUCGUACACACGUAAUCGUCGAGCCUCCGCAGUGUUUCAGAAUAGCAUCGAGAAUCCUGCGAGUAUCAAGGAUUCAGAUAGAAGUAUGACAGCGAGCUCCAGCAACUCAAGUGUCUCCUUGAGUCCAACCAAUCGUGUUGAAACACGACUACAUCCAGAAGUUACAGCGCCGACAGAUGAAGUGUUGAAUGCUGUUGGAGAACUCAUGGAACGCGAUGGCUGGAGUGUCGAUACGUUCGAGGUGGCAAGACUGACGAACAACAAGCCGAUCUCCUUCAUCACGUACAUUGCCUUCGAGCAGCACAACCUCUUCGACCUCUGCUCCGUCAACAAAGACACACUGGCCAACUUCCUUCACUUCUUGGACAUCGGAUACCAUCGGAAUCCUUACCAUAACAAUUGCCACGCUGCAGAUGUCGUCAGCUCAGUGGAAUAUCUCAUCUCGGUCAUGGAUAAUGGAUACUUGCAGGAUUUACUCACUUACCAGGAAGUCUUCGCUGCGAUCAUCGCUGCUGCUAUCCACGAUUUCAGGCAUCCAGGCAAGAACAACAACUUUAUGAUUAAGAGCGGCAGUGACUUGGCCAUCGAGUUCAGCGACUCGUCCGUUCUGGAACGCAUGCACUUAUCCGAAGCCUUUUUCUUAGCUAAAGACCCCCUUUUUAACAUCUUCGUGGGUCUUUCACCUGGUCAGUACAGCGAAGUACGCAAGGCCAUCGUAGAGAUGGUGCUAUCAACCGACCUUACUGUUCAUCUGCAGCUUGUGGGAAGCUUGAAGACGGCGCUGAUCUCGCAGGAAGAUGCAGAGGUAGAGCACUCCCCCAUGCUACUUAUGAAGAUCGUUAUCAAGUGUGCAGAUCUCGGUCACUCCUCCAAGGCCUUGAAGCUUCACUCUCGCUGGUCUGAUCUCAUUAUUGAGGAGUUUUUCUUGCAGGGAGACGACGAACACACUCUGGGGAUGGAUAUCUCGCCUUUCAUGAACCGAAACAGCGAGAAUAGCGCUCGUAACCAAGUCGGGUUCUUCGAGUUUAUCGUGUUACCGUUCUUCGAAGUGGUGGCUGAAGCGGUAUUCCGUCCCGAAUUUAAGACCAUUCUGGAUCAGGCUCACCAGAACUAUAAGCUCUGGAAGAAGGCGGAUAAUAUGCAGAUUAACUCUAUAAAAGACAUUUUAGACCAAGUGCUGGACCCUGAAGCAGCCAAGACGGCAAAAACUCUAGUCGGGCACUAGACGCGUCCGUAGGGAUUUGUACUGUGUCGGGAAUGCUUUCGUCCGAGCCAGAACUUGGUGCGGUCUCCGUUGCUCUCCAGCAGCGCGAAGAGAAGAUAUAGACACGAUACGACGUGGCCUAGACAGAGUAGAGCCCCUACUGUCAAUGGACCGUAGCGGGCGUUGCGUAGCCAUUGUGUUGAGUCUCCAGAGGCGAAGCUCUUCUCUCUUGUGUAGAUCCAGACGCCGACAAGCGCCAAGCCCACGAAUUGAUUGAUAAUGGACGCAGUAGGAUAAAGAAUGAUGGUCUCAUCGUAGAAAAGUGUGGGUGUUAGCAGUGGAAGCAGCGCGAAGACGUCGGGGGAAGGGUCGAACAUGGCAGCCAGGUCCACGAGCAGCAGCAAAACCAAAGUCCCACAUGCCGCGAACCAUGAGUAUCGAGCGGUAUUGCCUUUUGUGGAGUUGGGAAGUUCAGGAGGGUCGAAUACAGAGCGACGAGGAGCUGAUGCGGCCUGGGCGGCGCUCAGUAGGUCGUCGUCGCUGUCGCUGUCGCUCACGGCGCGGAUGAUCAUUGCGCAAGGUUGCGAUCUUACCAAAGUGAUGCCGAAAUAAACCGGUUUUCAGCCCACUAAGUACGAUUUCGAGCGAGUGGGGAGUGAUAUACAUGUUUUAUAGUUGGUAUUUCCAUAGCAGAUGAAUUGCUGGCGGGUGCAAUACAUGUGCGAGUGCUACAUGUACUCGUCGAGUAAGUUACUGUAGUGAUAGCACUAGGCUUGUGACGAUGUGAAAUGGUCCGGUUAUUAUAUUCAAGUUGAA